GAAGAAGAAAGUUGGUGUAGGAGCCGCACAUGUGGUCCGUUCAGUAAGAGGCUCAAGGCAGCAUAAACGUCCCGUCCUCAGUAUCGAUACAGCGCAUCACAGCAGAUAACAUGAAACCAGGGUUCAGUCCUCGUGGGGACCGAGGAGGAAGAGGACGGGGGGGAGGUAGAGGAGGAUUUGGUGACCGGGGAGGUCGAGGAGGAUUCAGAGGAGGAAGAGGUGGUGGGUUCAAAUCCCCAGAUGGUGGAGGAUUUCGAGGCCGAGGAGGUGGCAGAGGCACCCCGAGAGGAAGAGGAGGGAGAGGAGGGAGGGGUGGAAGAGGAGGCUUUGGAGGAGGGAAGAAGGUUUUGGUUGAGCCACACAGACAUGAAGGAGUGUUCAUCUGCAGAGGAAAGGAGGAUGCCCUGGUGACCAAGAACAUGGUGGUGGGAGAGUCUGUGUAUGGAGAAAAGAGGAUCAGUGUGGAGGAAGGAGAGUCUAAGAUUGAAUACAGAGCUUGGAAUCCAUUCCGCUCCAAGCUGGCAGCUGCCAUCCUGGGAGGAGUAGACCAGAUCCACAUCAAGCCUGGAGCAAAGGUCAUGUACCUGGGAGCUGCGUCUGGAACCACAGUGUCCCACGUCUCUGACAUUGUUGGACCGGAAGGGCUGGUCUACGCUGUGGAGUUUUCCCAUCGAUCUGGUCGUGAUCUUCUUAAUGUGGCAAAGAAACGCACCAACAUCAUUCCAAUCAUUGAAGAUGCCCGCCACCCACACAAAUAUCGCAUGCUGGUUGGUAUGGUAGAUGUGAUAUUUGCUGAUGUUGCCCAGCCUGACCAGACGAGGAUUGUUGCUUUGAACGCUCACAACUUCCUGAAGAACGGAGGACACUUUGUUAUCUCCAUCAAGGCUAACUGUAUAGACUCAACAGCAGCUGCAGAGGCAGUGUUUGCCUCCGAAGUAAAGAAGAUGAGUGCUGAGAACAUGAAACCUCAGGAGCAGCUCACACUGGAGCCCUAUGAGAGAGACCAUGCUGUUGUGGUGGGCAUUUAUAGACCUCCACCGAAACAGAAGAAAUGAAGUGUAGAAGAAGACUCAAGGAAACUGAUUACCAUGUUCAACCACCACCUUACUUUUUAUACUUUCAGUGUUGUCCAUUGCCCUCCUCUCUACUUCUGCCUGCAUGUCAUGCCAUGAAAGCAUGAAGCGCAAACAUUUGUCUGGUUUUCCUUUAUUUUGAGUCCGCUCACAGUUAACUGACCAAACACCCAACUUUUAGAGAGUCUUUACUGAGAAGGAUGGGAGCAGAUUAUAUGACAUCUGGGGCCAUUUCAGCCAUAGGUUGUCACCUGAGCAGGGUAAUCAUGACAAUGGUACAAGUAGUAUGAUUUAAAAGGUUCACAUCUGUUUUGACCACACUUAUUUAUGUUAUGCACAAGUGAUGCGCAUAUCCAACUGAAUAUCAGGUCUGUGCAACUACACACCAUGAAGACUAUAGGAAAAUAUUUAACACUUGAUGACUUGUUUAUUCAGUCCUGUGUAGUGUGUUCCCAGCCUUAAAUGAGUUGGGAGGGAUUUUUUUUAAUUCACCUGCCCCUUUGUUGUGAAUAAGUUACUUUCUACCCUGAGGAGUAUUUCAGCAGAUGAGAUAAACUUAAUAUGAAGGGCUUUGUUGAAAGACCUAUAAGCAGUUACAGAAGUUUGAGUAAUUGUUUUGAUUUUGGCUCCAGUUAGCUUUUUUGUUUGUCACUACCUUUGUAUCAGUAUUUAUCGCUCCCAAUUCUUUUCUUUCUGAUUUUUUUUUUUUUUAAUGACAUUUUUCUGGUUCUCUGCUCUUCUGAUUACUGCCUUUAUUGGGAUGCUUCGUACUCCAGAUAGCACAAUCCCGUAUUUGCAGGGAUUUUCCAACUAUCCACACACCAUACACCUCAGAUGGCUAGUAUUUUAGGUGAACAAGUUAUCUGUCACAACUUAUGUACGGUAAAAUCUACUUUGUCUCCAUGUUGUGUGUAUUUAUUCCACAGUACCCACACUUUGUAGGCUAUGGAACCCUUGGUGCUGAGCUGUUUAGUGGUGAGGUGGUAACUUUGAUCGUGUGUGUACAGACCAAUAUAGAUGGUGACUUUUUCACUGACUUGUAAUUUGAUUGUAGUAUAGCUUUUGUGUUGGCAGACUAUAAGGCAGAAUGGUUGUACAAUGCAACAAAUUAUGCUUAUAUAUUUGUUUUUGACACAACCAGGAACUUGGUUUUAUUAAAAAUGUUUGAUUCUUGUUA
Messenger RNA from Epinephelus fuscoguttatus (brown-marbled grouper), 2250 nucleotides. It is a transcript of the gene fbl, whose product is annotated as fibrillarin. The transcript is spliced from 9 exons. Gene Ontology annotation, biological process: box C/D sno(s)RNA 3'-end processing; rRNA methylation. Gene Ontology annotation, cellular component: nucleolus; Cajal body; box C/D methylation guide snoRNP complex. NCBI's taxonomy places the organism in Eukaryota, Metazoa, Chordata, Actinopteri, Perciformes, Serranidae. Gene Ontology annotation, molecular function: RNA binding; rRNA methyltransferase activity; histone H2AQ104 methyltransferase activity. Bases 111 to 1055 code for a protein of 314 amino acids. The record is from RefSeq and is a predicted model, not a curated record.